Molecule: messenger RNA, 1242 nt
Organism: Triticum turgidum subsp. durum (durum wheat)
Lineage: Eukaryota; Viridiplantae; Streptophyta; Magnoliopsida; Poales; Poaceae
Source: the annotation of a GenBank genome assembly
AUGGAUUUAGCAUUGGAUGUUGGUUUUCCUCUUAGGCACUGUAGCUUGCCGGGCACGAGGGAGGGAGCCAGCAUGAUGCCGGAUAGGAGAAGCGCGACCUGGCUCGAGGACCUACCCGACGAUAUCAUCCACAAGAUACUCGUUCGGUUGCCGUCCAAGGAUGUCACACGCUGCCGAGCCGUCAGCACGUCAUGGUGCAUUGCCACAUCCACGCCCAAAUUCAUGCUCGACCACCACCAGCUCCAACCCUCGCUCCCGAUUAUUGAUGGCCGGGGGCUGCCCACUAGUUUCGUCCUCUUCCACUCCGCCGGCACCAAACAACAGCUCUGGCCUUUCUCCCGGUGCGUCAAACACCACUCCGAGAUUUGUCUUCAUGGCGCCUGCGAUGGCUUCCUCGUCAUCUCGUGGCUGCACCAAUUCUACAUCUGCAAUCCGGUUAUCCACACGCAUGCUCUCCUACCCCAGCCUCAUGUGGAGCAUGCCCUCUACAACACCAUAAUCGGUUUCUACCAGCACCUUCCAACUCAAGAAUACAGGGUGCUCUGGGUCUCGGAACCAUGGCACCCGUAUAAAUCCAGCUUGCACGUUCUCACAGUGGGAUCCAAUGUGAUGAGGCAUAUCAGUGUCAGAAUGCAAACACUCUCACCACCAUCCAUGGAACAAGAACAUCAGUUACUGAAGGGAUUGCGCUCUAAGUCGUGCUGUCCACCAUCAGUGCUUCACCGUGGCAGCUUGCACUGGUGUCCUUAUGAUGCCAAUGAAAUUGGGGGACACAACACAUAUAUUAUUGUGUUCGACACAGAAGCCGAGUCAUUCCGGUGGAUUAGCAGUCCCACCCAGCUGUGCCAUCAUAGAAAGUUGUUCGACAUGAACGGGAUACUUGCUUUAUGGGGCAGCUUGACUCCCAGCUUGACCGCUAUGGAUGUCUGGGCGAUGCAGGAUCACGUCUGGAGUUUCAAGUACCGGAUUGACGUGUCAACGCUGGAGGUAUCACGACAACUUUAUUCAACCUCUUGCAAAAAGAAAAAGAGAACACCACUUGAUUCAACAGUGCAAUGGCUCAAUGAUAUGGUUGUGUUGAACGACCGUGAGUUGCUGAUCAUGUUUAACAGUAAACAUGUAAUGCGUUGUGACAUUGAUGGCAACUUCUUAGAAAUGGUGAACAUCGGAAAGCGUCAAUAUUGUAUGAUGCUUAAUCACUGCCGCCUCAAAGAGAGCAUUAUUCCAAUUCCAUCCAACUAG